CAUGUGAGAAUGGUGGCGUUCUGAACCCCGACGGUGUAACCUGUUCCUGCCCCAUCGACUGGUACGACACUUACUGUAGCAGAUACAGAUAUGACUGCUCAGAAUUUGCAGAACCAUUUGGAAUAAUCAAAUUACAACCCAGAGGCUAUAAUGCCCACUUCAACAUGCUGUGCCAGACAUCAAAUACUGUCUUUGCUCUUGUGUACGGGAAGAUAGAUCCUGGGGACCUAAACCAAACAUUCGCCAUGUACCAAACAGGUUUCUCUCCAGCGGAAGGUUCGACUUGGUUAGGACUGGAAGCAAUGUACGCCUUGACACGACAGGGGGAGUACCGACUUACAAUUGUCUUCAACAUCUACAGUGGUGUGAAAGCAGUGUAUGACAACUUCACAGUUAAUGGCGCAGUUGAAGGUUAUUCCUUCACUUAUGGACACUUUCGAGCUGAUCUGAGUGACUAUGGCGAUGGGUUUGCUGCCAGUGUGGUCACAGGGGCGGGGAGUUUGGCUGGAGUCCCUUUCAGUACCUAUGACAAGGACCCCUAUGGCUGUGCGGCACAGUAUGGCACCGGCUGGUGGUAUGAUGACAAGUGUGGGCCUGUGCUUAUCUAUGCACCUGCUUCUGACAGGGGAUGGUGGCCAAAUAGCAUCAACACACUUGUUAAAUUCCCCACUAUGUCAUUCAAACUGGAGUUGAUGGAGUAUUACUAACAGUGAUGCACAGUGAGUUUAGUUUUAUGCAGCACUCAGCAAUAUUCCAGCUAUAUGGCGGUGAUC
Molecule: messenger RNA, 773 nt
Organism: Haliotis rubra (blacklip abalone)
Lineage: Eukaryota; Metazoa; Mollusca; Gastropoda; Lepetellida; Haliotidae
Product: fibrinogen-like protein 1-like protein
Exons: 2
Coding region: 165-707 (180 amino acids)
Source: RefSeq, a predicted model, not a curated record